GGAGAGCCCCGGCGUCGGGCGCAGCGCGUGAGUUUCCAGGCAUGGCUGCAGGAAAGUUUGCCAGCCUUCCCAGAAACAUGCCCAUGAAUCACCAGUUCCCCCUGGCCUCGUCUAUGGACCUCCUGGGCAGCAAGUCUCCUCUCGCCGAGCACCGCACAGAUGCCUAUCAGGACGUGUCCAUACACGGCACCCUUCCGCGGAAGAAGGGCGCUCCUCCCUUUCGGUCGUGUGACGGCUUCAGUCAUGUGGGCACCCUCCCCCACCCCAGAUCCCCGCGGCUGCACUCACCCCUGACCCAGGAUGUCAUCCUGGAGAACCCAGGCCAGGACUGGAAAGGCGAAACCUUCACCUUCAGGGAUCAGCAUCUUUUGGACCCAACGCCGGGGUACGUGAAGUUCUCCAAGGAGCGGCACGGGGCCGACAGGACCCCCGAGUGGCUGAAGAAGGAGCUGGAGGAGGAGCUGCUGCUGAGCAGUGAGGACCUGCGCAGCCACGCCUGGUACCACGGCCGCAUCCCCCGACAGGUGUCAGAAAACCUUGUGCAGCGAGACGGCGACUUUUUGGUUCGGGACUCGCUGUCCAGCCCUGGAAACUUCGUCCUGACCUGUCAGUGGAAGAACCUCGCUCAGCACUUCAAGAUCAGCCGGACGGUGCAGCGGCUCAGCGAGGCCUACAGCCGUGUGCAGUACCAGCUGGAGAUGGAGAGCUUCGACUCCAUCCCCGGCCUGGUGCGCUGUUACGUGGGCAGCCGCAGGCCGCUCUCCCAGCAGAGCGGGGCCGUCAUCUUCCAGCCCAUCAACAGGACGCUGCCCCUGCGGUGCCUGGAAGAGCGCUAUGGGGCCUCCCCCGGCAGGUCCCGGGAUGGCAGCCUGGCGGAGGGGAAGCCGGACGUCGCCAAGAGGCUGAGCCUCACCAUGGGCGGUGCCCAGGCCCGAGAGCAGAGCUCGGCCAGGGGGAACCUCCUCAGAAACAAAGACAGGAGUGGGAGCCAGCCCGCCUGCCUGGAUCACAUGCAGGAAAGAAGAGCCUUGUCCCUCAAAGCCCACCAGUCCGAGAGCUUCCUGCCGAUCGGCUGCAAGCCCCCCCCUCAGUCUCCCGGAGUGGACACCAGCCCCUGCCCAAACUCGCCCGUUUUCAGGACGGGCAGUGAGCCCACGCUGAGCCCGGCAGUGGUCCGGAGGGUGUCGGGGGACACGAGGGCAGGGGAGGCACUGAGGGGCUCCGACAGUCAGCUGUGCCCCAAGCCGCCCCCCAAGCCCUGCAAGGCACCCUUCCUCAAGGUCCCCCCGUCUCCGUCCCCCUGGCUCCACUCCGAGGCCAACUACUGUGAACUCAGCCCAUCCUUUACCGGGGGCUGCGACCGGGGAGCCCGGCCGCCCUUCGCCUCCCAGGACAGCUACGUGGAGCUGCUAACAGCCAAGCAGAAUGGGGGGGCAACGGCUCCCCGGAACUCAGGCGUCAACUACUUGAUACUUGAUGACGAUGAUGGCCCAAGGCCUUGGGGGCCACCGGCCUCACAGGUGGACAAGGGUCAAGAGGACACAGGCAAGUUUGUGACGCCCCUCCUGGAGACGGCCUCCUCCUUCCGGCCCAAUGACUUCAAGUCGAAGCUCCUGCCCCCCGAGAACAAGCCCUUGGAAACGGUGCUGCUGAAACGCGCCAAAGAGCUCUUCACCAGCAGCCCCCCCAGGGUCAUCGCCCAGCACAUCCUGAACAUGGACUGCAAGGUCACCAGGAUCCUUGAAGUCUCUGACGAGAUGAGGAAGAACAUGGGCGUGAGCUCGGGGCUGGAGCUCAUUAUCUUGCCCUACGGCCACCAGCUGCGCUUGGACAUAAUUGAAAGACACCACACGAUGGCCAUCGGCAUUGCGGUGGACAUUCUGGGCUGCACGGGCACUUUGGAGGAACGGGCUGCCACCCUCGACAGGAUCAUCCAGGUGGCGGUGGAACUGAAAGACUCCAUGGGGGACCUGUAUUCCUUCUCGGCGUUCAUGAAAGCUCUGGAGAUGCCACAGAUCACAAGGUUAGAGAAAACGUGGACUGCUCUGCGGCACCAGUACACGCAGACUGCCAUCCUGUACGAGAAGCAGCUGAAGCCCUUCAGCAAACUGCUGCGUGAGGGAAGAGAGUCUACCUGUGUUCCCCCUAACAAUGUAUCAGUUCCACUGCUGAUACCUCUUGUGACAUUAAUGGAGCACCAGUCUGUCACUCUUGAAGUAACUGACAUGUGGGAAAAAAAUGAGGAAAGCUGUGAGAUUGCGCUGAACCAUCUGACGACAGCCCGCCAAAUGGCACAGAUUGCAGAGAGCUACCAGAAGAAUGCAGAGAGGAUCCUGGAAGGUUUUCAACCAGAUGAAGAAAUGAGCGAAAUCUUCAAGACUGAAUUUCAAAUGCGAUUGUUAUGGGGCAGCAAAGGUGCACAAGUCAAUCAGGCAGAGCGAUACGAGAAAUUCAACCAGAUUCUAACUGCCCUCUCACGUAAAUUGGAACCUCUGCCUGUGAAACAGGCAGAGCUUUGAUCAAUCUCCAGAGAACCUUAGGAUACUACUUCAAGCUUCUCCGGGAAAGCUUAUCAUUUAAAGAUGUAAUAAUGUGCAAAUAUGACAACAUACAAGCUUUUUAGUAUCCACAGGAUAUUAAACAUGUAAAUUGCACACAGCACACUUAUUUAAGUUGUUAAAAUUACUACUGAUUUUUAAAUGAAGAUAAUUUAUUAAGGUAACCUGCAAAGGCUGAUCAGCAAAUUUAAGAGACCUAGAUACCUUGGUUGCUUUCUAUUAGUGAGGUAUUUAACCACUUUAGUUUUUAAUUCUGUCAGAUAAAUGUAAAUUUUAAAAGCAUGAAACAUUUCAAAAGGUAUCAGUUGUAUGAUACUCGUUAAAUGUGUGAGAAUGUAAAUAGUUUAUGAAAAUACAUCUUUUUGUGAAACAAAGGCAUCCAGGCUCUUUAAUAUUAAACAACUGAAUGGAAUAGUUGUACCGUAACUCCGCUGCCUACCUCUCUUCCCGAGCCACUAUGUCCUCAUUUUGAGCUAACAUCCAUGAGAGUGGUGUGGAAAAUUUAAGGUUUCUUGUUUAGGAGACCAAGUGACUAGUGAUACAAGGUGAGCUGGCUCCCAAGACUGAUGUUCAAACUCAAGCUGUGAUGCUACUAGAAGCUGGAUUGUGAUCACGCUAACUCAGUCGCGUGUGCUGCACAGCCAGCACCCACGUUAGUGUGCUCUACGUACCAUUUCACAUAUUUCAAAAUAACUGAUUAUCUAUCCCUCUAGAUAAGUAUGUGACGUUUUCUGUUUUAAAUUGUUGUAGAAAAUUUGCAUCACAAGACUUCAAAAUAAAACUACUGUCACUGGCCUGUUUAAUACAUGGAAGCAAGUUUCUGUUCCUGAACUCUGUUAACAUGGCUAGAAUCCCAUGGCCACUCCCAUUUUUUAAAAUGAAAGGGCCAUCACACUUAUUUUUGACUUCUCAUAAAAGGCAUAGUUACACUAAACCCUGAAUAGAAUUUUAAUAACAAGCAUACCAUUUAAAGAAUAAGCAAUAACAGAAUGAAAGGGCAAUCUCCAAGGAACAAUACUCACCUGGCCACCUGACUCUCCAAAAGGAAUAGCGAAUUUAAAUCAACUCUUCAAGAGAACUUAAAAGCAUAGAUGGCUCUAGAGGAAAAUACCUGACAUGAGCUGAGUGUCUUGGGAAGCUAAACAUAAAAUACCGUAAGGAUCCUUAAAGGAUUCCUGAUAAUAGGCUGGGGGGAAAGACAACCAACCAGCAAAGUGUGGUUACCAGGAAACAGACCUGUAGUUUCAUGAUGACUGUAAGAAGAGGGUUGCUCUCUGCAGGAAAGCAUCCAGUAUUCCCACUAAUUAAUGUAUGUAUGUAUGUAUGCACACACACACGAUCAUUAUCCAGCACAAGUAGAAACACCACAUCUUGAGUAAAAUUCUGAUGAAAUAUUUAGAACCCCAAAACCUUCAGAUGCUAGAAUGAUCUUUUUUUGAAGCAAUUAUACUUUGGUGUGUGAAGAGAAAAUUAAUUUGAAUAGGAAGUUAGUAUUAAAAAUGGCCAGAUUUUAACAGAAACUAAGAUUCUUCACAAGUAUGAGACUAAAACUCAAUGGGCAUUAAUAGAAAAUUAACAACUGAAGUUUUAUAAUGACCUGGAAGAUACAUCUGAAAACAGUGUCAGGGUACAGCACAUACAGGAAAGGAAGAUACAAGUAAUUAAGAUAAAAGAACUAAAAUAGAAUGACCUAGUGCAUGUCAUCAGAGCUCCAGAAGGGAAGUGGGGAAAAAAUUCACAGGUCUUGGGGCCCUCCUGGUGGUGUAAUGGG
This is a messenger RNA of Condylura cristata (star-nosed mole), 4329 nucleotides long. It is a transcript of the gene BCAR3, whose product is annotated as breast cancer anti-estrogen resistance 3. Gene Ontology annotation, biological process: small GTPase-mediated signal transduction; positive regulation of peptidyl-serine phosphorylation. Gene Ontology annotation, molecular function: guanyl-nucleotide exchange factor activity; phosphotyrosine residue binding. Lineage: Eukaryota; Metazoa; Chordata; Mammalia; Eulipotyphla; Talpidae. The transcript has 12 exons. The record is from RefSeq and is a predicted model, not a curated record. The coding region runs from base 42 to 2519 and encodes 825 amino acids.